CAGAACAUCAGGAUGAGGACAAAGCAGCAACACUUAAAGUCUUAAAAGUUUUUUAAAGUUGAUAUAUUUGGAGAAAUGGCUACAGUUGGACAGAUUAUUUUUUACAGCAUGGUGACCCUGAUUGUCAUCUUAGCAGCCCUCAUCAUCCUCAUCCUGUCCUUGACCUUCUCCAAAACCACAGUCAAGGUGAUGAGCAGUAACACCAAACCCGUCGCAAACCUGGGUGAGGACCAGAUUCUCAGCUGCUACAUUGAUGCAGAAAUUGAAGCAAACAGCCUGAGAGAGGUGUUGGUCAUCUGGGAGAUGACAGUUUAUCGCUACGAGAAUGGAGCUCCUGCUCUGGAUAAACAACAUCCCCAGUUCAAAGGCAGAGCUCAGGUCUUCCCUGAUGCUGUAGCCACAGGUAAUGCCUUUCUGCUGCUGCAGGGUGUGAGAAGUAGUGAUGAAGGAGAGUACACCUGCAGCAUUAGCUCCUCUGUGGGCCAAGGCAACGUCACCAUCCAGCUCCGAACUGCAGUGUUUUCGGCCCCAACUCUGGAGUUCUCAGAAAACACCUUGACCUCCAAGGCGAGCAGCUGGUUCCCUAAACCUAACGUCACAUGGCUGAACCAAACUGGGGAUAAACUGAAUGCAAGCACAAGUUUCACAGAAGUAUCAGCUGAAAGAUACCGUGUCCUGAGCAAGCUGCCGUCAGCACGGGUCAACGAGAGCUACAGCUGCAGGAUUGAAAACAGUUUAGUGGUGGCGGUCACCGAAGCAACUAUAACAGGUACUGGUGUUUUGGGAAGGACAUUCUUCACCUUCAGCAUUGCUUCAACCCUGCUGGUAUCAUUUAAUCUCAAUCUAAUAACUAGUGUCCUGUGUAUCUUUUUUGUGGUCUAGUGGCAUGAAACCAUAUAUUAUGUCAUUAUAGUUUACUGUCUAUGUCUUGGAUAAUUGAAAGGCAGAAUAAUCAGUGAAAAUUUAAUCUAAAUGCGUCACUGAUGUGUUGUUUUCUGUGUACUUUCACCAAUUUAUAAUUAAAUCUUUCAAACAUUUAUAUCACAGGAAAUAACUUAAAUGUUGUUCUUAGCUGAGAUUUUUUUUUCUUACCUGCAAUUAUCUACAGAACAAUUAUAGUUAUGGUAUGCACUGGGGUAUCUGCAGCAAAAGAAGAGGAAUGAUAAAGAGUUUAAUUAAAGGGUAUACUGAUUGCUUUGUAUGUAAUAUAACAAAAAAAAAACUAUUUCUCCAUGUUACCAAUGUUUUAUGUUAUAAAGUAGUUAUGUAUCUAUGAAUUUCUACAAUGUUGAAAUGGAUUGAGACUACAGUGGCUGAGGGUAUAAAUGCCCUGCAAAUACAAACAUUAUUACAAAGUUAAUUUAAUAACUCUCCUCCCUUAAAAUAAGGUUUAACUUUAGCAGAUGAUUAUCAGGUAAUGCAAUGAUACAUUUUAAAGAUUUUGUUACCUUUUUUUUUUAUCUCCUUUGGAUUACAGAACAAUACUGCAGAGGUCAACCAUUUAAUAUAUCCCCCUCCACAACUGGCACUAAAUGUGGCAACAAAAAAAAGCAUACCUCCAUAUAGAAUGACCCUUUAUAAACAAGAACAGCAUAUUUCUCGUUAUUGAUAGAGGAGAAUAAGAAUAAUCGUAGAUUUCUUUUCAAUAUAGUUGCCAAACUCACCCAGAGCCAUAGCUCUGUUGAACCGUCCAUCCCUCCUGGUCUUAGCAGUAAUGAUUGUAUGGAAUUCUUUAUAAAUAGGAUUGAUUGUAUUAAAAAUAAGAUCAUUGGGACCCCUCUAACUAUGAUUGGUUUAUCUAUGGAAGGUAUAGCAACUUCUAUGUUAGAUCCAGUUCAAACCAAGUUGUUUAAGAAAGUAUUACUUUUGAUUUCCAAUUAUUAUAUACUGUAGAUAUUAUUAAUCUAUCCCUAAUAAAGGCUUUUAAAGGUAGCUGUAAAACAUUUACUUUAGAAACCUCACGAUCGAAAUGAUUUGAUUAUUAAUAUGUCAUAUCGAAAACUUUUAAGUUAAGAGCUGCCAAUCAAGUGUGUGCCCACUUACACCAUAAUGGACUUUUUGAAGAGUUUCAAUCUGGCCUUAUACAGCUCAUAAUAGCACUGAAACCGCUUUGGUGCAAGUCACUAAUGAUAUUCUCAUGACCUCAAACAAUGGACUUUUAUCUGUACUUGUCCUGUUAGAUCUCAGUGGUGCAUUUAAUACGGUUGGUCAUCACAUUCCUAUGGAAAGGCUUGAACAUUUUGUUAGAAUUGGGAGAACUAUGGUCUGAAUUGUCUUUGUAAAGGGCCUUGAGCUUUGUGUUGUGAAUUUGUGCUAUAUAAAUAAACUGAAUUUAAUUGAAUUGAACAGCACUAGGCUGCUUUGAAUUUUAUUCAUCUGACAGACUACUUUGUUUAGGUUAAUGAUAAAUCUUCCUUAUUAUCUAGGCUUACCUGUGGAGUACCACAGGGAUCAGUGCUAGGACUAAAUUUAUUUUCUAUAUAUAUGCUCUCAAUUGGUGAAAUUAUCUAACAGCAGGUAUUUUAUUAAUUUGUUAUGCU
Cyprinodon tularosa is the source of this 2540-nucleotide messenger RNA. RefSeq names its product V-set domain containing T cell activation inhibitor 1 (gene vtcn1). Lineage: Eukaryota; Metazoa; Chordata; Actinopteri; Cyprinodontiformes; Cyprinodontidae. The record is from RefSeq and is a predicted model, not a curated record.